Molecule: messenger RNA, 1942 nt
Organism: Anoplopoma fimbria (sablefish)
Lineage: Eukaryota; Metazoa; Chordata; Actinopteri; Perciformes; Anoplopomatidae
Product: plastin-3-like
Exons: 16
Coding region: 80-1942 (620 amino acids)
Biological process (GO): actin filament bundle assembly; actin filament network formation
Cellular component (GO): actin filament bundle; actin filament; cytoplasm
Molecular function (GO): calcium ion binding; actin filament binding
Source: RefSeq, a predicted model, not a curated record
GGAGCGCUGAGGAGCCGCUGCAGGGAUUCAUUUCCCCUGCUGACUGACUGGACUGGACGAGCGCACUACAGGUGUCAGCAUGUCAUCAAAUGUCAGCGCCGAGGAGAUGGAGGAGAUCAGGGAGGGCUUCCAGAAAGUGGAUGUGGAUGGUAAUGGUUACAUCUGCGCCUCGGAACUCGCUGAACUCUUCCACAAGGUGGGCUGUUCCAUGCCCGGGUACCAGAUCAGAGAACUCCUCCAGAAGUUGGACAGAGACAACGACAGCCGCAUCAACCUUGAAGAGUUCACGUCUAUUUUCAAGGAAAUGAAGGAGGACCGCAUGUCCCAGAGUUUCAGGAAAGCUCUGAACAAGAAAGAAGGCAUCCUAGCGCUCGGGGGAACCAGCACCAUCUCUAGUGAAGGAACUCAGCAUUCCAUCUCUGAGCAGGAGCGCUUUGCCUUUGCCAACUACAUCAACUCUUCUCUGGAGAAGGAUCCAGACUGCAAACACGUCCUGCCCAUCAACCCCGAAACUGAAGCUCUGUUCAAAGCAGUGGCAGACGGCAUCAUACUUUGUAAACUCAUUAACCUUUCUGUCGCUGACACUAUUGAUGAGAGAACCAUCAAUAAAAAGAAACUCACAGCUUUCACCACUCAGGAGAAUCUGAACUUGGCUCUGAAUUCCGCCUCGGCCAUCGGCUGUCAAGUCGUCAACAUCGGCGCUCUAGAUCUGAAGGAGGGGAAACCUCACCUGGUGCUCGGACUCCUCUGGCAGAUCAUCAAGAUUGGACUGUUCGCCAACAUAGAGCUGAGCCGUAAUGAAGCUAUAGCAGCACUGCUGGAGGAAGGGGAGAGUCUGGAGGAGCUGAUGAAGCUCAGUCCUGAUGAGCUGCUGCUGCGCUGGGCCAAUUUCCACUUGAAGAAAGUUGGCAUGUCCAUAUCGAACUUUUCUGGAGACAUUAAGGACUCCAAGGCGUACUUCCACCUGCUAGAGCAGAUCGCUCCAGACGGCAGCAAAGAAGACGUCCCAAGGAUCGAGGUGGACAUGACUGGUCUUUAUGAGAAGGAUCUCACAAAGAGAGCAGAGUGUAUGCUAAAACAGGCCGACCGCCUCGGCUGCCGACAGUUUGUUACCGCCACCGAUGUCGUGUGUGGAAACGCCAAGCUCAACAUGGCCUUCGUGGCCACGCUCUUCAACAAACACCCGGCGCUCACCAAACCGGAGAACCAAGACUGGAUUCUGGAGAGCGAGACCAGAGAGGAGAGGACGUUCAGGAACUGGAUGAACUCUCUGGGAGUCAAUCCGCAUGUUCACCAUAUCUACGGUGAUCUGCAGAGCGCCAUGGUAAUUCUCCAGCUCUAUGAAAGGAUCAAGGUACCAGUGGACUGGGACAGCAGAGUCAACCACCCUCCAUUCAAGGGAGUAGGAGGAGGACAUUUAAAAAAGAUGGAAAACUGUACCUACGCUGUGGAGCUGGGAAAGACAAAAGCUGGUUUCUCCCUGGUGGGAAUCGGCGGACAGGACCUCUACGAUGGCAAUCAGACACUAACUCUGGCACUGGUGUGGCAGCUGAUGAGGAGGUACACGUUAAAUGUUCUUGAAGACCUUGGACAUGGAGAAGUGGCAGGAGACGAUUUAAUAGUUUCAUGGGUCAACAAGACUUUGGCUGGGGCCGGCAAGAGUUCCUCUAUCAAAAGCUUUAAGGACAAGGCAAUCGGUACCAGUAUACCAGUUCUGGACCUGAUCGAUGCCAUUCAGCCCCAGAGUGUGAACUUUGAGCUGGUUCAGCAAGGAAGUCUGUCAGACGAAGACAAACUGAACAAUGCCAAAUAUGCCGUUUCCAUGGCGAGAAAGAUUGGGGCCAAAGUCUACGCGCUGCCUGAGGACCUGGUGGAGAUCAACCCCAAAAUGGUGAUGACCAUCUUCGCCUGCCUGAUGGGGAGAGGCAUGAAUAGGGCGUAA